Brienomyrus brachyistius is the source of this 3146-nucleotide messenger RNA. RefSeq lists its product as uncharacterized. The transcript is spliced from 2 exons. The record is from RefSeq and is a predicted model, not a curated record. NCBI's taxonomy places the organism in Eukaryota, Metazoa, Chordata, Actinopteri, Osteoglossiformes, Mormyridae. Gene Ontology annotation, molecular function: protein dimerization activity. Bases 217 to 1311 code for a protein of 364 amino acids.
GACCGUAUCAGGUACCACCUGAUUUUGUGUUUCCAAAGAGAGAUGGUGCGAGAAGUUGCCAACACCUGUACUUCUUCAGAACCUUAAAAAAUUGCGAAAAGGUCAAAAGAAACUGGUUAAUCUACUCAUAUAAAAACAACAGUCUGUUUUGUUUCUCUUGCAAACUUUUCUCCACCAAGAGCAUUCAUUUAGUAAAUGGCCUGACAGAUUGGAAAAAUGCAACAACUCUGCUUAAUUCUCAUGACCAUAGUCCUCUAUUCGCUGUUUUCUGGCUCUAGGCAUAGAUGGGCCAUCCUUACAACACAUGUGACUAUUACUCUGAAAAUGUGGUCUGAGACAAGAUGGGAGAACCGAGUGGAGGCUUUGAAACCCCUCCGAUAUGAAGUGUCGGGUGUGAGAGAGGCACUGCUUGAGGUGAGAAGCCAGACCAAAGACCCAGUCGUGAAGGUUGAGGCCCAGUUCUUGGCGGAGGAGGUGGGCUCAUUCCGCUUCUUGCUUUGCACAGUUAUCUGGUAUGACAUCUUGAAUGAAAUACAACAUUUGAACAAAGUCCUUCAGUCUGAAACAAUGCAGGUGAGUGUAGCGGUCAAUCUGCUGAGCCAUGCUGAAGUUGCUCUGCAGAGUUACAGAGCCACGGGCUUUGUGGCUGCACAAAGCUCAGCCAAGGACCUGUGUGAAGAAAUGAAUGUGGAGGAAGUCCUUACACAAAAGGGGCUGAGGUCUACAGACAGACUGUCUUCCUACGAGUCUCCUGAUGAGCCAGUACAUAAUGCCCUUAAGAAUCUUGAGGUGAACUUCUUUAACAUGGUUGUUGAUUCUGCCAUAUUUGCUGUGAAGGAGAGAUUCCAGACUCUUGGUGAUGUCGAGAAGAAGUUUGGUAUUCUGUCCAACUUCCAAAGCCUACCUCACCAGGAGAUGAUAGAGCAAGCAGAGGCACUUGGGCAUGCUUUGAGCUGUGGAGGACAGUCUGAUUUGGAUGGCAGGGAGCUUGCUCAGGAGUUGAAAAAUCUACCUGACUUGCCAUCACAGACCAUGACGGCUUUGGAGUUGCUGAAAUUCAUACAAGCAAAGCAGUUCCCUGGAAUUUAUCCAAACCUGUGGGUUGCUCUCUGGAUUGUUGUAACUCUACCAGUCACAGUAGCUUCAGUAGAGAGCUUUUCAAAAUCAAAGCUCAUCAAAACCUACCUAAGGUCUACAAUGUGUCAGGAACGCCUCAGCAGUCUGGCUGUAAUGAGUAUCAACCCUGAUGUUGUUGGUCAUAUUUCAUGUGAUGAUGUCAUAGAGGACUUGGUGGGGGGGUGCCAGCAGUAAAGCCUCAGUCUUCGCUGUUCUACAUUGUAACCUCGAGUCAAACAGCACACAGGCACUUCAUGUGUUUCCUGUGACUUUUUUUCCUUGAAGUAAUACUGGAAAUUUGGGCUCCGGGCCCCCUGUUGUCCUUUGAGUAUCUCACUGUAAAAACUCCUUUUAGCAAAAAUAUUAGCAGCACAGUCAAUAUGUUGAUUUUAAUGCUAUUUCUCAUAAAACAUACCAGUGAUUUGUAUAUGUGUUAGAUCCAAUAAUUUAAUUAAAUAUUGAUUAUACAUGUAUAGACCUGUGAUAGGCCCAUUUACCAUCUGCUCAUCCAUUUGUUUAGCAUGACUGCAGUUUGGGGCGACAUGCUGGUGCAGUGGUUCGCAUUGUUGCCUCACACCACUAGGACCAGAGUUUGACCCCUACCUUUGCCGCUUCCAGCCACGCCCUCCACAAGGUCUGUGUCGGGAGCUUCAUGGAAGCGUAAUGCCAAGCUUAGAUGGAGUGGUGUAAAUGUAUUCUGUGGACUAAGCGUGAGACCCCUACCUUUCCCGCUUCCGGCCACGCCCUCCUCCAUCCCCAUAAAUAACAGGACUAAGCGUGAGACCCCUACCUUUGCCGGUUCCACCCACGCCCUCCUCCAUCCCCAUAAACAACAGGACUAAGCGUGAGACCCCUACCUUUGCCGGUUCCACCCACGCCCUCCUCCAUCCCCAUAAACAACAGGACUAAGCGUGAGACCCCUACCUUUCCCGCUUCCGGCCACACCCUCCUCCGUCCCCGUAAACAACAGGACUAAGUGUGAGACCCCUACCUUUCCCGCUUCCGGCCAUGCCCUCCAUCCCCAUAAAUUUAUUAGGCUUAAUGUAUUAAACUUAAAAAGUCAAUUUUUUUAUAUUUGGACAUUAAGUACAUUUUACUUAACUCUACAUUUGAAACAAAAUUAAUAAGAUAAAUGCAUUAAAAAUAAUUUAAGGCAACAUGUUUCCGCACGUUAUUCUAGUAAAAUCAAGCGUCCCGUAUUCUUCCACGAGGGGACCGGUCCCGUAUUCUUCCACGUGAGGACCGGUCCCGUAUUCUUCCACGUGAGGACCGGUCCCGUAGUCUUCCACGUGAGGACCGGUCCCGUAGUCUUCCACGAGGGGACCGGUCCCGUAUUCUUCCACGAGGGGACCGGUCCCGUAUUCUUCCACGGGAGGACCGGUCCAGUAUUCUUCCACAAGGGGACCGGUCCAGUAUUCUUCCACAAGGGGACCGGUCCCGUAUUCUUCCAUAAGGGGACCGGUCCCGUAUUCUUAACGGUCCAGCAUGUCAUCCAGCUGGAGAGGCUGAGACUUUCACAGCGAUGGAGCUAAUCUCCAUUAUAGAAUUCAGGAGCAGCUUUCAGUUAUUAUUCUGCACUGAAUGUAUAAAUACCUUCUCAUUAUAACAAAAUGAGAAUAACUUAAAACAAUAUACUUUUAAAAUUAAUUAAUGUUGUGCAUUGUGAUAAUCAGUACUGUAACAACCAGAGCAUAUUCUAUUUCAUGAUAAAGGGCCGAGUAACCUGCCUAGUUUUAGCUCUUAAACAGCUACUAACCUGCACGAGGGUUGACAUUCCGGACGUUCCCUUUCAUGCUUCUAUCUUGCAGAGUCUUUGUGCUACAUAGCAGAGGAAGGCAGAUUUAAUUACUUAACUCCACGCCCACCAUAAAUGCAGUGAGCGCAGUACAUACAGACACACAGAUAUACAGACACAUUUAUAUUACACUUUUCCAGUCUUUUAUUGCCACUGUCCUGGCUUCAUGUGUUGCUGGCAUUAAAUUCAAAAUGAGCAUAUAUUAAAUAAAAAAAUCCCGUUUUGACAUCUGCAA